This is a messenger RNA of Columba livia (rock pigeon), 2513 nucleotides long. RefSeq lists its product as uncharacterized. NCBI's taxonomy places the organism in Eukaryota, Metazoa, Chordata, Aves, Columbiformes, Columbidae. The record is from RefSeq and is a predicted model, not a curated record. The coding region runs from base 1163 to 2275 and encodes 370 amino acids. The transcript is spliced from 2 exons.
UCUAAUACUCAGGUGACUGUUACCGCUCUCGGUUCAGCUCAGCUUGGAGAGGGUCACUUGCUGCCAGCGUCCCUGCAUCACAAACGUUGCCACAGCUGAGUGCUGGUGACACCGCAGCUGGUGAAAGGGUGACAGCCCCGUGUCACGCCUGCAUCACAAACGCCAGCCCCAUACAUAGGUGGGGCUGAGUGAGGCUGGGCGGCACUUUGCCUGCGACCUGCCAGGUGAAGAGAGAUGCUCUUGAGCUGGGAACGAAGAGCAAGUGGACUGCGAGUUGGGACCGGCUGCUCCUCCUCAAGCUCUCCUUGGUUCUCUUUGGCACUCUACAGGCAUGUCUGUCCAGCUCUGGGAAAUGAGCUGGUUCCUCAGCCAAGAGGCCUUUGUCAUCUUCUUGGCUUUGCUGUGGUUGCUGCUGGUGCUGCUUCUCUUUCACCUCCUGCCGAUCCUGGCCAAGCCCCAGGUAGGAGUCAAUGCUGGGGCCGAGCGGAGCCCUGGCCAGCAGGAUGGGGGGUCAGCAGGGGCCCGGGAGCAUCCCCAGGGGUGGGCUGGAGGAGCCCAGCCUGGCAGGAGAAGCCGUUUCCCAGCCGGGCCCUGGCCAGCCUGGGCCAGCAGCCUUGGGCUGGGCACAGGUCUCCCCUGGUGGGCUCUGGUUUUAUGCCGGUGCCACUGAGGUGGCGGGGAAUGUUCCUCUCACCCACUGCUUUCUGUGCCUGUGUAGGAAGGGAGACCAAAGCAGCACCAGCACAGAGACAACAGGGGGGAUGUCAGAGGUGAGCAGACCCUGGGCAAGGGCAGGUGCCCUGCAAAGACACCCCCUGGCCCCACGAGCCCACCGCCCCAUCAGGGAAUGCACCAUCUGCUCACUGUGUCUCCUCUGCCUGCAGCAUUUGUCCUCCUGGAGACUUCACGGCCCUCGAGAACACACUGCCGUGUACAUCCAGACAUGGGUCCCAUAUAUGAAAUAGCCGAUCAGUUCAACAGGGCAGUCGAGAACCUAACAAGAUACCUUGACAAGUGAGGCCACUAAGGACGGGAUGGGGAUGGGGAUGGGGAUGGGGAUGGGGAUGGGGAUGGGGAUGGAGAUGGGGAUGGGGCCAGAGACAUGCCUGGGGGAACGACUUGGGGAAGGUGUAGAAAAAUUAAUGGGCCUAAAACAUAAGUGAUGAUGACCUUAUGGAAAGAUUCACCUCCAUGGCAUGGAGCUGACAGUCUCCCCACAUUGUCCGUGGUCAGAGGGAGAUUUUGUGUCCAGCAGGCAGGAACGAGGCUUUGGACACACACUGGGUGGGACCCCACGUCUGUGAUGCAGCCUGCUGCCUCCUUCAGAGCAGGAGGGAGAGCCCCAGGGUGCUGGGGAGUGCUGGGCUCAGGCUUUCCCUACUGCUCCUCCUCACACAGGCUCAGCUGUGAGACACCUGAUGGCAGUGAGAGCUCCUGGAUUACCAUCACAGACAGUGAAGUCGGUUCCUCUUCAAGGGCCUCUUCAAGGGCCUCUCUGUCCCCUUCAAGAGAAGACGCCCAAAGUUCCAUCCUGACCAGCACUGCCAGUUCCUCUGCAGAGGUGCCUCUGUCCCCUUCGAGAGAAGAUCCUCACUCUUGCAUCAUGACGAAUGAAGCCAACUCCUCUACAGAGCUGUGUCUGUCACCUUUGAGUGAAGAAUCCUGGACUUCCACCACAGCGAGCAACCUUGGCUCCUUCUCACUGGCUUCUGCCCUCACUCCCGUGGAUGAAGGCGACAUGGCUCACGCCUCCAGUGUCCAUCCUGGCCUGGGGCAUCCCAGAACAAACCUUGAGGAGCAGCCUGGCCCAGAAACUUUCCCAUCCUGUGAGGAAGUGCUGGCCAUCUGCCUUGAGGCCAGUAGUGUGCAGCAGCAACAGCAAGAUCUCCAGAUCCUGACAGCUGCUCCCACUCCACCUCCAGAGGUUCCUGAGGUCUGCUCCAAGGAAAUGGAGAUGCCUCUCACAUGCCACAAAGACCUGGACACCUUGGAGAGCCUCAUCCUGGAAUCCAAACUCGAGCAGGAACUGGGCCUGUCAGCCAAUGUGGAUGACACUCCAAAGACUGUUCCAGCCUCUGCUGCUCCAAAACGUCAGCGACCAAAAAAGCAAGAGGUGAUGGUGCUUCCCAUUGUGCAGGACCUGUUCUUCCUGAAAAAAGAUAUGAAAAGCAGACUAGAGCGUCAUAUUUACAAAAUGAACGUGCAAAGGCACUACGGGCUGCAAAAGAAGAUCCUGGAAUGCGAGGAGAGCUUUGAAAAGUUCAUUUUGAGAUAAACGCCUCUCAGCCUUUCCCUCUCCAGCCGCACUCUGAGCCCCGCCGUUCCCCCUUGCAUCACUGGGACACGCACGCUCAGAUGUGGCACCGAUGGGAAGAAGCAGGGCCCUGGGAUGCACAACCCUUCACCUUCGGACCAGGCACAGCGGGCGCUGCCGCCAAGCGAUGGACAUUUCCUGUUCAAGAACAGCCUCUGUGUCUUGAUUUCCUGAGCUCAUAUAGCUGAUCUAAAUAAAA